CUAAAACAAACCAAUAAAAAGGGUAGCCAAGCAGCCAUGAAAGCUAUUCUCUUGAGAAGCGGCUCCUUGCCGGUUCACCAUACCCUGGUCUCUGCUUCGCCCAGGGCUUCUUUCUAUCUUCAACCCUCAACCACCGGACCGUUCUCUCCCAUCAACUCUCCGAACAGUCGUCUCCGGUUUAAAACCGAUCAUUCUCGGCCCACGGGAAUCCGGCGAACGCUGUCGGAAAACGACAUCGUCAGAUCGGAGAGGAAUGGUCUCUCCGUGUCCAUGAAGAUGGGAGGGAUGGGUUUCCGAUCUUUUUCGGAUAAAAUUCCGGAAGUCGAGGAGGAUGAGGUUGAUGAUUACGGAUCGCUGAUCCUCGGAAGGAAUGAUGUCGGCUCCGCUGGAAUCUGGCCGGAGAGCGGUAUUCCGUCGGACGAACUGGGCUUUCCGGGAGAGGGAUUAGGCAGCGGUUCUGGUGACGAUGGAUGUAAACGAAAGGGUAAAACAGAGGGAGAAAAUGGAGACAAGAGGAAGCAGAUUGGGGAAUACUAUCGAGAAAUAUUGAAGUCGAACUCCGAGAAUUCACUUUUGUUGAGAAACUACGGCAAAUUCUUAUACGAGGUAGAGAAAGAUGCAGAGAGAGCAGAAGAGUAUUACGAGAGGGCGAUACUGGCGAGCCCCGGAGACGGAGAAGUGUUGAGUUUGUAUGGGGGACUUAUAUGGGAAACGCAGGGAGAUGAGAAGAGAGCCAGAAGUUACUUCGAUCAAGCUGUUUGUGCUUCUCCUGAUGAUUGUAUGGUGCUGGGAUCAUAUGCACACUUUAUGUGGGAAGCGGAUGAAGAUGAAGAGAAAGAAAUGAAUGGAAAGUUAAUGGAGGAUUCAGGUGCUAUGAUCGUAGCUUGUUAGGCAACAAACAAACAAGGAAUUGAGCGAGUGUUUGAGGGAGAUUGAAAGUGUUAUGAGAAGCCAAAAAUACUGUGCAAUUUUAAUUUUAACAUUGGUAGAGGGAUCGACUGAAAUCCUCUUUGAUGCUGCUAACCAAAAAUAUCGAGUUUUCGUGUCAAUUUGUUGGAAUAAGUUGCUGCUCCUGCACUCAUCUUUGAGUACUGUACAGAACCGGUAAUUGCUCUUCAUCUCCUCUCAAGUCUUUUUAUCUAUGUUCUUAAUUAAUGUAAAUAUAUCUCACUGCACUCGUUUGAAAUAAAUCUAAAACUGACAUAUAAUGUAUCUUCUGUAAAUUUACAAAUGUGAAAUUCCAUGUGGAAAUCAAACAAUAAAUUCCAAAUUC
Carica papaya (papaya) is the source of this 1273-nucleotide messenger RNA. RefSeq names its product Tetratricopeptide repeat (TPR)-like superfamily protein. Gene Ontology annotation, molecular function: protein binding. Lineage: Eukaryota; Viridiplantae; Streptophyta; Magnoliopsida; Brassicales; Caricaceae. The record is from RefSeq and is a predicted model, not a curated record.